AUGCGUCCUACCUGCCUCGUGUCCAGCCGAAGAUUUUUGGCACAAAACUUUUAUGAUAGACGUAUCCUAGCAUUUUCUUCUACAUCGUUUGUGCGCAAGCAAUCCAAGCACUUACCUGAGCACGAGUACCAGGUACGUCUUGGAGCUGCGAUUCAAGUCCUGCGAGAGACACUGCCCACUUUCAUGGAACAGGGACUGGUGGAUCGCAUGCCCUCUGAAAAUUCGAGCUCAUUAUUACGAGUCCUCAAAAUGGGUGUUCCUAAACGGUUUUCGCAACCUCCUGACCAUUUGUAUCAUCACAACAUCCACUUUGCCUUCCAGCCUGCUCAUGCCACGAUCCCAUUUGGUAUGAUGUCCGCCUUGGCUGCACCGCAGUCUCCUGACAAGCAAGAGGGAGGUAAAGCAUGGUCUCCGUGUUUCUCCUUUCAUGGACGUAAUGCAUACUUUCUUGGGGCGAGUGUGCUUCGGCAUACGCUACAUGCAUGCUUUUCCGAGGCAUUAAUUCACAUGGAACACAUGCAAUUCCAGCGCAAAGCACCACCUGUUAUGGCAAGUCCGAAUUCGGCCCAACCAGGGGAUGAACUCAUUAUGCGCAUCCGCUUCUCCGGCACGAACCGAUUCUCCCAUUCGCAACAAACCUAUACAAUUGUUUCUCGUUACCGCUUCGACAGACAAACCGGCACUAUAUGUGAACAUAUUGUCGACAAGAUGAUGCCAUUACCUGGGGAGCAUGUGCUUCGAAGUGCAUCUGGGCUCGCCUCUCGGUUAGCCUAG
Molecule: messenger RNA, 774 nt
Organism: Malassezia restricta
Lineage: Eukaryota; Fungi; Basidiomycota; Malasseziomycetes; Malasseziales; Malasseziaceae
Exons: 1
Coding region: 1-774 (257 amino acids)
Source: RefSeq, a predicted model, not a curated record